AUGCCGCCUCCUAACUCACGCAACACGCCACUCUCUCCGACGACUGCGACACCUGACCCUCCGCGACGAUCGUCCAUUCCCACAGCUGCCCCCGUGGAGACCGACAACGCCCACGAUGACAACGUGAACUUCCUGCGAUCGCGACCAGCUCUCUUCAACCCGCUACUACCCUCCUUGAGCCGACAACGUCGCCGCCGCUAUCCGACCAAUCCGCCGCAAAACGAAGACCGCAUGGAGGUGGAUGAUUCCGCUAACCCGCGCACAUCCGUUGAACUCAACCGUCGCAUCCCGAUUGUGCGCCGCCAAGAGAGAUCAACCGACAUGCCGAACUACGAGGGCCGAGUGCCCAACACACGAUCGUUGUAUGGAUGGGCACCCGGAUCCGAUGACGAGGAUGCUCCGCGCGAAGACUCAGAAGAUGAACAAAUGCAGCCCUUCCUCCAUUCCACCUCAAGUCGCGAUACACCCCCCGCACGACCGCCGCGCAAUGAGGUUCCUGGCCCCGCUCAACUGAUACCCCAUGAGUAUGCGACGCUGCCGGGCAGCAGUAGUCAUGCUCGCAGAUCGAUCUCGGCAGUGGCGGCAUUGUUACAAUCUGUAAGGCGUCAACCUCGGCUUUCAAGAAGUCGCACACUGGAGAACUACAUCAUCGAUCGCUAUUCAGAUGCCACUCCAGACGAGGAUGCUGAAAAUACGACCACAGUCGCAUCUCGGGGAUACCGCUAUCGUCCUACGACGCGCGGGGACUCGCAUCAUACCGACCUCACCCACAACGACCUUCGCGCUCGGGCUGCCGCUCAUCGCCAGCUACACUCAGACACAUGUCUGAGCAACGUGCUGGGGGAAACUAUCCGCUAUCUUGAUCGCAUUCGGUAUUCAAACUCCUUUGAAGAUAGUAUGCUCGCCUUGGCGGACAGUCGGCUAUCCUUCUCGAUGGACACCAAGUCUUGGAGAGAUACGGACUUCAUUCUAUACACUCCGAACAUUGCACCACCGGCGGCGUGCUCAUGGCUUCGAUCUGCAAUGGCCUUUUCGGGCUGUCAACGAGCUGCAAGUGCCGGGUGCUCAGUGUUGUCGCAACGCAUUCCCAGUCCGAACGCUCCCAGUGAACCUGUGAUUGUAAAUGGAAGUGAUAGCACCCGAAUCAGCGUCUCUACCACAAGUGGCCGCCGAUACUUAGCUAAUAACCGCGACGAAAACUGGCCUGUCAAGGUCACGAUACACCAGAUCAACCACGAUGACAUGACUUUAUCUGGCACCAUGGAGGCCUACAACAUCCCCGAUAAGACCUCGCCCACCCACGAUGCACACAUUGUGACUUUCUUAGAGGGUGAGAUUAUUGAUUUCAACAAUCACACACUCGAGACAAAGAACUUCAAAGCAGAUGCAGACAUCGAUAGCACCUACUGGCGUGAACUGCAACCGUUCAAGGAUUUGACAGAUGCUGAGAUGGCCCGGAACCUUUUGAGUCGGAAGUGGAUUACCGAGAAACUGUCCAAGGGAUGGAUCUUGAUGAGAUGGAAGGAACGAUGCUUCAUCACCCCAACCGAUGCUCGUCAAGGUCUUACAAUUUCCGGAUUCUACUACAUCUCUCUUCGCCGCGAGGACGGGCACAUCGAAGGCCUCUACUAUGACCCAGGAAGUUCGCCUUACCAGCAGCUCUCUCUAAAUCCAGAAGUAUCGAAAAUGGUUCGCCCUUCUUAUGCUUUCCGCUGA
This is a messenger RNA of Penicillium egyptiacum, 1716 nucleotides long. The record is from the annotation of a GenBank genome assembly. NCBI's taxonomy places the organism in Eukaryota, Fungi, Ascomycota, Eurotiomycetes, Eurotiales, Aspergillaceae.